Anneissia japonica is the source of this 9990-nucleotide messenger RNA. RefSeq names its product fibrillin-1-like. Gene Ontology annotation, molecular function: serine-type endopeptidase inhibitor activity; calcium ion binding. Gene Ontology annotation, cellular component: extracellular region. Lineage: Eukaryota; Metazoa; Echinodermata; Crinoidea; Comatulida; Comatulidae. The record is from RefSeq and is a predicted model, not a curated record. The coding region runs from base 530 to 9205 and encodes 2891 amino acids. The transcript has 68 exons.
UAGAUAUACCUAUGGACAGCCUGUAUUUGGAAAUAUAUUUGCGGAGGUAACUGUUAAAAAUGAAGUUACACAUAAUUAUGAACGACAGAGGCCAACUACAAGAUAUUUGAAGGAAGCUGAUGCCAAUGGUUGUGCAGAGUUCCUCGUUGAUGCUGAAAGAUAUGAGCUACAAAAUUGGGAUUACAGUUUGUAUAAUGCCAAAAUCUACGUUUACAGUUAUAUCGUUGAACAGGGAACAGGUAUUGAAUUAAGCAACACAGAUUUUACAGGCAUUGUAGCAAGAAGCCCUCUAGAUAUAUCAAUUGAGGCACUCGCCACGUUUAAGCCAGGACUUCCAUUCUAUGGAAAAAUUUUAGUGACAAAACCAGAUGGAGUAGUUUCUCCAAACACUGCAAUUUCAAUUACAGCAAGGGCCAACUACGGUGUCAUUUUUGCUGAAACACUGACAACUGACAACAGUGGUUACAUCACUUUCAGUCUUUCAAAUAUUACUAUCCAAGCAUCAACCGUAUCAAUAAAGGCUGACAUCAUGUAUAGCCAUACAUCAAAUGAGAAGAACUGUAAUGGUCGGUAUUGUGGGUACCAUUUAAUAAUUCCUUCAGCAUAUCACAGUGCCCAGGCAUCUUACUCACCUAGUGGCAGUUUCUUGCAACUGCAACCUAUACUGGAAACAUUGAACGCAGGAGAUAAGCAAACAAUCACACUUAGAUAUACAUGGGACAGUGAACAAGAUGGAAGCCCAUAUGAUGUUCAUUUUCAGUUUUUGUUCAUGUCUAGAGGCAAUAUUCUGGAUGCAGCACCUAGUGAUCUUGUAAAAGUUGGUCUGUCUUCCACUGCUGAAAGUCCGACUGUAUCUCCAGAAGAGGAAGAUCAAUUUCCAGAAUACAUUGAAGAAGAUGUGGAUAUCAUAGAGGUCAACGAAACCGAGACAUAUGGUAAUUACUUUUUCUACCACCCAAUUCCAAAUGUUGAGAUUGCUGAACCAGGAAAAAUGUACAUAAUAAAAAAGCAAUUUGAUGUGACUCAAGAAAUGGCUCCAGUAACACGAAUCCUGGCUUACUACAUAAGGUUAGAUGGAGAAGUAAUUGCAGACAGUAUUGACGUCAGUGUUGAAAAUCAGUUUGAGAAUAAGGUCAACAUACAAUUUACUGAAGAGAAGAUGAAACCUGGUGAUUUCGCUCAGUUAAAAAUUACUUCAGCUGCUGAUUCUUUGUGUGCUGUGGGUGUUGUUGACAAGAGUGUUCAUUUAUUACGCACAAAUAAUCAAUUAAAUCAAGAAAAGGUGUUUUCUACUUUGAAUGGGUACCAGUUGUCAUCAGAUGGUGGCUACAUAGAGAGAAGCGACCACUGUCCCAACCAAUUUUAUUGGUAUCGGAAGAAAAGAUCAUUUAUGAAACGACAACCAUUCAUGAAACAACGUCGAUCAAUUGCUCCGUAUUUUCCACAAACAUCAUAUGAAGAUUCUUCCAAGGCUUUUGAGGACAUGGGUCUAGUAUUCAUGACAAACAUUGAUGUUGAAACACGACCUUGCCCCAAAUACUAUGCUCAACCAAUAGCUUUGUCAAGGUCCAGUCCAGAAUUUCUACUUGUUGAUGAUAUUUUGAUUCAACAUACUCCAGUUCCAAGCACUGUUUCAAGCAUUAGAUCAUAUUUCCCUGAAACCUGGCUCUGGGAUCUCAAACGUCAAAGUGAAUCUGGUGAAAUGCUGAUGAAUGUAACUGUACCAGACACCAUUACGGAAUGGGUGGGCAGUGGGUUUUGUACGUCCGUUACUAAAGGUGUCGGCGUGUCAUCAUCGACAAAACUUCAAGCCUUCAUACCAUUCUUUGUAUCGUAUACGUUACCAUACUCGGUGAUCCGUGGCGAAAAAGUUGCUGUCAAAACAACCAUCUUCAAUUACUUGAACGAUUGUUUAGCGAUCAAAGUUAAAUUUGAGAAAACGGAUGAUUUUGACCUGUUUUCUGAGGCUACUCAAUUUGUAUGUGUUUGUGGUGGUCAAUCAACAACAAUAGAGUUCUCGAUCGUUCCCAAGACGAUAGGAGACAUUCCACUGACAAUGUUUGCGGAAUCUGUUAGCAGUAAUUCUGGCACUGCCGUGUGUCCUGCUGAUGCGGAUAUGAGUGAUCUUCUGAGCGUGGGUGAUGCAAUUAGGAAGAACCUAUUAGUGGAGCCUGAAGGAAUUAAGAAAGAAGUUGCAUAUACUCAGCUACUAGUUGUUGAUGAUUCCAUUGAUGUGUCAUUCAGUAAAUCAUUGUUAGCAAGUCUACCGAGUGACUUCAUAGAGGGAUCAGAAUCUGGACAUUUGACGGUGAUUGGUGAUAUGAUGGGAAAAACUCUUGCCAACCUGGACAAACUUCUCCAAAUGCCAACUGGUUGUGGUGAACAGAAUAUGUUGGGCUUUGUCCCAAACAUCUAUGUUUUGCAGUACCUCAGCGAAACAAACCAAUUAGACCAAGCCAUCGAGCAGAAAGCCUUGGGAUACAUGAAGAUCGGCUAUCAGCGAGAGCUUAACUAUCGCCGAUCGGACAGCUCGUACAGCGCGUUUGGAAAUAACGAUCCACAAGGCAGUACUUGGCUGACUGCAUUUGUAGUGAAGUCUUUUGCCCGGGCUAGCGAGUAUAUUUUUAUAGAUCAAAAGGAUUUGGAUGUUAGUAUCAACUGGCUGAAGAGACAGCAGAUGGAGUCUGGAUGUUUCAGAUCUAUUGGUCGAGUCAUACACAGUAAUAUGCAGGGAGGUGUUGAUAAUGCUGAGACCCUGACAGCUUACACAAUGAUAGCGUUAAUGGAAUCGGGAGUUUCCAAAGAUGACCCUAUCAUUGUGAAAGCUACUAGAUGCGUAGGCAACAAUAUUGAUAGCCUUAAUGAUCCGUACAACAUUGCGUUAAUAGCAUACGCCCUCACUAUGGCAGAUGCUCCAACGAAAGAUGAGAUCAUUCAACUUUUGAACGAUAAUUCAAUUAAUGAAGAUGGUGUGACUCACUGGGAGGCCAUUGCAGAGGACACAACAAACUACUACUACGUCUCUGAUGAUAGCCUUGCUAAGGCACGUGAUGUAGAAGCCACAGCCUAUGGUCUUCUUGCUCAAAUAUUGUCUACCAAUGUCAAGAAUGAUAAAGUAACCGAAGGCCUGCCAGUUGUCCAGUGGAUUACUAGACAGACAAACCCUAAUGGGGGUUUUAUCUCAACUCAGGACACGGUAAUGGCUCUGGAGUCCCUUGCUGUGUUUGCAGGUGUUAGUUAUAAUAACCCUGGUGAUCUCUAUGUCGACGUACAAGUACAGGGUGUCAGACAACCUAAACGAUUCUACGUGAAUGCUGCUAAUCGCCUGGUGGUGCAGAGCAUGAUGUUCCCAUUGCUCAAUCCAUUCACCGCCAUAGCCAUUAAUGCUGGUGGAACUGGUAGUGCUCUAGUACAGACUGUCAUCAAAUACAAUGUACCAUCAGCAUUUGUGCGGCCAUCAUUUGAUAUUGAAGUUGAUGUGGACCAAGAAGAAGGUCAGGAACUUGACAGAGGCUGUGGCCAACAGAUCAUGGAUAUCUGCAUAACCUAUAAUGGGACUGCUCGUGCUACUAAUAUGGCUGUUGUAGAAGUCCAAAUGCCUUCUGGAUAUUAUCCAGAUAAAAAUUCGCUAAAAAAUCUCAUCAAGCUCAGAGCAUUUGGAAUUAAACGAUACGAAAUUGAGGGCAAAGUGGUCUCCAUCUAUUUUGAUGAGUUUGUUAAAGAUGUGCAACUAUGUUUUGAGCUAACAAUUUAUCAGCAAGAUUUAGUUGAAGAUCUCAAACCUGGAAGCAUCUUUGUUUAUGAUUACUACGAUACUGUGCAACAAGGACGUGACUUCUAUGAGGUGGAUUGUGGGGAGGAGGUUGUUGUUGAUGUAUCCCUGGCAUCUCCCUUGUCAAUAGACCUUGCAGUCGUACGUGAAAAAGUAGCAGAACCAAUAGAAGCCCCAAUAGGAGCAUUACCCAUUGAUGGUUUUUUGAACACGUGCCCUAAAGGAAAGAAAUUUGCUGAUGGAGUCAAGAAGUGUGUUGAUAUCAAUGAGUGUGAGCAACCUGAUAUUUGUCGAAAAAAUAAAGUUUGCAUCAACACAAAUGGAAGCUACAAAUGCAAAAAAGCAUGUGCACCAGGGUUCAAGCGUGAAGGAAAGCGUUGCGUUGAUAUCAAUGAGUGUGAGGUAAACCCAAGUACCUGCCAAGAGGGAUUUGUCUGUAAGAACAUAAAAGGAGACAGAUUGUGUGAAAAAGUAUCAGAGGUUUGUGAGAUGGAGAAAGUUGUAGGACCAUGCCGGGCACUUAAACCACGUUGGUAUUGGAAUAAAGAGAGCAAGCAGUGUGAACAGUUUGACUACGGUGGCUGCAGGGGUAAUGACAACAAUUUCCGAACCAUAGAGGCUUGUGAGGAAAAAUGCCAACCACAGCCACCAGAACAUUGUCUGCUUCCGAAGAAUCCUGGAAUAUGUCUGGCAUUAUUCAAUAUGUUUUAUUAUGAUGCGGCCGCUAAGCAGUGCAGAAGCUUUGUCUAUGGUGGAUGUGGGGGUAACGGCAACAGAUUCAAUACCUAUAAAGAUUGCCAAGACACUUGCUUUGCAAGGAAAAAAGAUGACACAGAGAAGCCAGGAAUAUGCCCAGUUAGUGAAGCAGGGAUUUGUGUGGAACAUUGCCAAGUAGAUUCUGAUUGUGAAGGUGUUGCAAAAUGCUGUAGUAAUGGUUGUGGACAUAUUUGUACUCGUCCUGCUCCAGUAAGCUGUGAUCCAGGAUAUGAGAAUGUGAAUGGACAGUGUGUUGUAUUAACUCAUUGUCAAAAUAGACAAAAGCAGGCUGAGGCAGACAAGGAAGCUCGUGGAGGAAGACCGCUUUUAGGAGCUUUCAUCCCAAAAUGUGAAGACAAUGGUGAAUACAUUGCUGCUCAGUGUAAUCCGAGUACUGGAUUCUGUUUCUGUGUCGAUGAAGAAGGUGAAAUUAUUGAAGAAACUAUACAAAGUCGAAGAGGGGUUAAGCCAAAUUGUGAUUCAAUACUUAUUAUUGAUUGUGCAGAAGGAUUUGAAAAUGUGGAUGGACAAUGUGUUGAUAUUGAUGAAUGUGAAUCAAUUGAUGCAUGUCCUCAAGAUUCUGGCUGUGAAAACACUGAAGGAAGUUUUAGAUGUGUAGGAGGCAACCCAUUUUUACCUGUUUUGCCUUCUAUUGAGCCUGUGGUUUGUCCUCCACUCUGUGCGAUGUUUUGUGAGUUUGGAAAUGUUUUUGAUGCCAAUGGCUGCCCAAUUUGUGAAUGCAUUAAAGGUCCAGUUACUGAAGUUACUUGUGAACCAGGUUUUGAGAAUGUAGAUGGACAGUGUGUAGAACUAACACAUUGUCAGAAACGUAAAUCUGGUGGAGGACUUCUACUUUUAGGAUCAUUUAAUCCACAAUGUGAUGAUAAUGGUGAAUAUAUUGCUGCCCAGUGCCAUCCAAGCACAGGUUUUUGUUUUUGUGUAGAUGACAAAGGUGAAAUUAUUCCGGGCACUCAACAAGAUCAAAGAGGAGUGAAACCAAAUUGUAGUGAAAUAGUUACUGCUGUUACCUGUGAGCCAGGUUUUGAGAAUGUAAAUGGACAGUGUGUAGAUAUUGAUGAAUGUGAAUCGAUUGAUGCAUGUCCUCAAGAUUCUGGCUGUGAAAACACUGAAGGAAGUUUUAGAUGUGUAGGAGGCAAUCCAUUUGGUAUACCCGCAGAUUUACAUCCAAAAAAUGGAAGUUGUCCACCUACAUCAGGAGACACUGUUGGCAUCUGUGUUCAAAUGUGUGAUGUUGAUAGUGAUUGUGAUGGUGCAAAGAAAUGCUGUAGCAUUGGGUGCGGUCGUCAAUGUACAGAACCUAUACAACUAACACAUUGUCAAAAGCGUAAAGCUGUUGGAGGACUUCUACUUUUAGGAUCAUUUAAUCCAAAAUGUGAUGAUAAUGGUGAAUAUAUUGCUGCCAAGUGCCAUCCAAGCACAGGUUUCUGUUUCUGUGUCGAUGACAAAGGUGAAAUUAUUCCGGGCACUCAACAAGAUCAAAGAGGAGUGAAACCAAAUUGUAGUGAAAUAGUUACCGCUGAACCUCCGACUUGUCCACCACUCUGUGCAAUGUUUUGUGAGUUUGGAAAUGUUUUGGACACCAAUGGUUGUCCAAUAUGUGAAUGCAUUCAAGGUCCAGUAACUAAAGAACUAACACAUUGUCAAAAGCGUAAAGCUGGUGGAGGACUUCUACUUUUAGGAUCAUUUAAUCCAAAAUGUGAUGAUAAUGGUGAAUAUAUUGCUGCACAGUGCCAUCCAAGCACAGGUUUCUGUUUCUGUGUCGAUGACAAAGGUGAAAUUAUUCCGGGCACUCAACAAGAUCAAAGAGGAGUGAAACCAAAUUGUAGUGAAAUAGUUACCGCUGAACCUCCGACUUGUCCACCACUCUGUGCAAUGUUUUGUGAGUUUGGAAAUGUUUUGGACGCCAAUGGUUGUCCAAUAUGUGAAUGCAUUCAAGGUCCAGUAACUAAAGAACUAACACAUUGUCAAAAGCAUAAAGCUGGUGGAGGACUUCUACUUUUAGGAUCAUUUAAUCCAAAAUGUGAUGAUAAUGGUGAAUAUAUUGCUGCCCAGUGCCAUCCAAGCACAGGUUUCUGUUUCUGUGUCGAUGACAAAGGUGAAAUUAUUCCAGGCACUCAACAAGAUCAAAGAGGAGUGAAACCAAAUUGUAGUGAAAUAGUUACUGCUGAACCUCCGACUUGUCCACCACUCUGUGCAAUGUUUUGUGAGUUUGGAAAUGUUUUGGAUGCCAAUGGCUGUCCAAUAUGUGAAUGCAUUCAAGGUCCAGUAACUAAAGAUCCUAUUUUUUGUGACUCAGGAUAUGAGAUUGUAAAUGGCCAGUGUGUUGAUAUCAAUGAAUGCAAUAUCUUGAACUCCUGCCCUCAAGAUGUCGGAUGCGAAAACACUGAAGGAAGCUUUGAAUGUAUUUAUGGAGGCAAUCCUUUUCUACCACCUUUAAUUCCUGUAGUAAUAGAUCCUAUUUUUUGUGACUCAGGAUAUGAGAUUGUAAAUGGCCAGUGUGUUGAUAUCAAUGAAUGCAAUAUCUUGAACUCUUGUCCUCAAGAUGUCGGAUGCGAAAACACUGAAGGAAGCUUUAAAUGUAUUUUUGAUGGAACCAAUCCUUUUGAACCACCUGAAAUUUUAGUAAUAAAAGAAGGAAGUUGCCCAGUUGUAUCAGGAGACACUGUUGGCAUCUGUGUUCAGAUGUGUGAUGCAGACAGUGAUUGUGAUGGUACAAAGAAAUGCUGUAGCAAUGGGUGUGGUCACGCAUGUAUGGAACCUGUAGGACUAACUCACUGUCAGCAGAGACGAAAGGACUACAUUUCCUCUGGUCUAAUAGGAGGUUUCUUACCAAACUGUAACAGCGAUGGGUCCUACAUUGUCAGCCAGUGCCAUGGUGGUACUGGUUUCUGUUUCUGUGUUGAUCAGUUUGGUGUAAUCAUUGAAGAGAGCAGAAUGGAUGUCAGAGGAGUUGAGGCAGAUUGUUCACAGUAUCUACCUGAAGCAGAAAUAGAACUAACACAUUGUCAGCAGAGACAAAAGGAAUAUUAUGAAACUGGCUUACUGGGAGGUUUUUCUCCAAGAUGUAAUGAUGAUGGUUCUUACAAAGUAAGCCAGUGUUAUAUCGGUUUCUGUUUCUGUGUUGAUCAAUUUGGUGAAAUCAUUGAGGAAAGCAGAUUGGAUGUCAGAGGAGUUAAGGCAGAUUGUUCGCAGUAUCUACCAGAAAUUGAAAUAACACCUAACAUUUGUCCACCAGUUUGCAAAAUAUUUUGUGAGUUUGGAAAUGUUUUGGAUGCCAAUGGCUGUCCAACUUGUGAAUGCAUUCAAGGUCCAGAAGUUACAGCUGAGCCUGUGGUUUGUCCUCCACUCUGUAAGAUGUUUUGUGAGUUUGGAAAUGUUUUGGAUGCCAAUGGCUGCCCAAUAUGUGAAUGUAUUCAAGGUCCAGAAGUUACAGCUGAGCCUGUGGUUUGUCCACCACUUUGUAAGAUGUUUUGUGAGUUUGGAAAUGUUUUGGAUGCCAAUGGCUGCCCAAUAUGUGAAUGUAUUCAAGGUCCAACAGUUCCAGUUGCUAUUGACUGUGAAGCUGGUUAUGUAUAUGAUUCGGAUGAUAACCUGUGUCAAGAUAUUGAUGAGUGUGAACAGCCUGAUUCAUGUGAUGAAUUUUCCCGCUGCAUCAACUUACCUGGAACUUACGAGUGUGAUUGCUUGGAUGGAUUUUCAGCAGAUUCCAACAAUCAGUGCAUUGAUGUAAACGAAUGUUUUAAUCCUGAACCAUGUGGGUUUGUGCCAUUCUACGAUUGUGUUAAUACUGUUGGAUCGUUUGAAUGUGUCUGCUCUGCCGGCUACACGAAGGAUGAGCAUGGCAAUUGUCAAGAUAUUGAUGAGUGUUUGGGACCAAUGUGUGGAAUCAAUUUUGCUCUACAGUGUGUGAACACAAUAGGGGCUUACAGGUGUGAGUGUAGCAACGGAUUCACAACAGACCCAGACGGUGGAUGUGAAGACAUUGAUGAAUGUGCUGAUACCAGUCUGUGCGGAAAUAAUAGCGUUUGUAUAAAUUCGUACGGCGGGUACCGAUGUGACUGCGCAGAAGGCUAUGAAAAGAACAUCAAAGCUCAAUGUGUUGCGAAGGCUGUAAAAGCCGGCAAUUGUCCAGGUACAGAUGGACUUCUUGGCAUUUGUUCCAACAUGUGUAAGGUAGAUAGUGACUGUGAUGGUGACACUAAGUGUUGCAGCAACGGAUGUGGUAGAGUUUGCCUACCAGCUGUCCACCCUGUUCCUGACGUGGUAGAAGAAGUUGAAGUGUGUCCAGUUUGUGCCACUGAUGCACUUCCAGAUGACUUUCAGCAGAGGGUGUGUGCUGCGGAUUUCAUUUGGAGUGCGAAACUGAAAAAAGAUGGGGCUACAUUCCGGUUGUUGCGCAACCAGAGUAUGGAGAAACCAGCUCCUGUUCCUGCGGGAAUGAGCGAGUUAUUGUCCUUCACAUCAACUUCUGCCUGCCUUCAGCAGUGCGAAUUGUUAAUGUCAUUUGAAACAUAUGAUAAGCUGGUGAUAAUCACCCAGUCAAGCUUAAUAAUUAACAGCAGGAUUGAGCUGGAUGGUCAAACAAUGAUUAUCGACUUGAAUGGUGAUAACAGAAAAGAGUUGGCGAGAGCUCUUAAAUCAUGUGGUAGAAUGUAAGAAGUUGUACUAGUAAGGAUGAAGUCCAUUUAAAUAAAAAUCAAAUUUAAAGCUGAUAAACUUUGCAGUUUUUAAGAGAGCAGAGUUCUAAAAAGUUUAAGAGAGCAGAGUUCUAAAAUGUUUAACAUAAUAGGGUAUACUAAUUUUUUUAUAUUCUAUUUUCAUUGAAAUCUAAAUCUUAAAAUUCAUUAAUUUUAAUGCUGUUAAAGGAAUUGUUAAAGGAAUGCACAAGGGCCUGUGCUAAUUUUUAUAUAUUAAAAUGAUUUAUAGCAAUUCCAAUAGUGCAUAUAAGUUUUUAAAUGUUUUGAUAGAUUUGAUACAGUGUAUGCUAAUUUUUAUGUUUCCAUCAAAAUCUAAAUCCAAUAAUGAUUCAUUUAAAACAAGUUUUAACAUACUGUAUAGGGCAUCCUAAUUUUUAUAUUCUAUGUUCAUUGAAAUCUAAUUCCUCCAAUUUUCAAGAUUCAUUAAUUUUAAAGCUUGAAUAAAUUUGAAGAAUGCACAAGGACCUAUGCUAAUUUUUAUACAGUAAAACAUUGAAAUUUUUAUUCCCCAUGACUUAUAAUAAGCUAAUGAAUUCAAUGAUUCCAGUGGUGCAGAUUAAGUUUUUAAAUGUUUUAACAGAUAGAUGUGAUAGUGUAUGCUAAUUUUUAUAUGUUUUUAAUAGAGUAUUUAGUAUGAAGUAGUGUUUUUCUGAGAAUAUAAUUUGCCAAUGUUUGUCUUGGAAUCAUUGAGCUGUAUUUUUAGUGAAAAUGAAUAAAAUGUUUGCAAUUGCAUAAAAGGCUUUA